GGAGAGGAGGAGGAUGGAGUGGAGAAGAGAGAAAACUUUGGCAUGGAAUUCCGAGGAUGGGUUUUAAUCCUGCCCUGCAUGGCUGUCUAAGCAACCCAGCUUCUGCCUUACAGGUAUAAGCCUCUCCUUUUCUGCCCAUGCAGCCGUGUGGAUAACCAGCGCCCGUCCCUCGCUGGGGGCUGCGAGCAGAGGGGCAGGGCUGUCGUUAGAGAGAAACAGAGAAGAAGAAGGAGCUGGCAACCCCUGGCUCCCCAGUGCUGAUGCUUGCCCGUUUCUAAUGAGUGCCUCCCUCCAAGUUCAGACUUCCUUCCUUCUUUAAAUUCGCAGCGGCGGGUAAAAUGCCACCCACUGACUCUGUUUCCAGAAGGGUUUACGGCUGAGUGGCAAAUUCAGAACGCCAUGGCGAGGCGGGCUGGCCUGCUGAUGGCACUGCUUUCCUUCGUCUUGAAAGGCAUGUUUUGUUCUGAUGACGAGCACCGGCUUCAUAAGGAAUUGUUUGCCAAUUAUAACAAAAUCAUCCGGCCUGUUGAAAAUGUAUCCGACCCUGUCAUGGUUUGGUUCGAAGUGUCUUUAUCUCAGCUGGUCAAAGUGGAUGAAGUGAACCAGAUUAUGGAGACUAAUUUAUGGCUGAAGCAUAUUUGGAAUGAUUACAAACUCAGGUGGGAUCCAAAGAAGUACGAUGGCGUGCAGUACGUUCGAGUGCCUUCCAGUAAGAUCUGGAAGCCUGAUAUCAUGUUAUAUAACAAUGCGAUCGGAGACUUCCAGGUGGACGACAAAACGAAAGCCUUGCUCAAUUACACUGGAAACAUCACGUGGAUGCCUCCGGCCAUAUUUAAGAGCUCGUGUAAAAUAGACGUGACCUACUUUCCCUUCGACUAUCAGAACUGCACCAUGAAGUUUGGCUCUUGGACCUACGACAAAGCUCAGAUCGACUUAGUGCUCGUGGGAUCCACCAUGAACCUCAAGGAUUACUGGGAAAGUGGGGAGUGGGCCAUUAUCAAAGCCCCUGGCUAUAAGCAUGUCAUCAAGUACAACUGCUGCGACGCCUACUAUCCGGAUAUCACCUACUCUUUGUACAUGAGACGCUUGCCUUUGUUUUAUACCAUCAACAUGAUCAUCCCGUGCCUUCUGAUUUCCUUCUUGACCGUCUUGGUGUUCUACCUUCCUUCGGACUGUGGCGAGAAAAUAACUCUGUGCAUAUCGGUCCUCUUAUCCUUGACAGUUUUCCUCCUGGUCAUAACGGAGACCAUUCCGUCCACGUCACUGGUGAUCCCGCUGAUUGGAGAGUACCUCCUCUUCACCAUGUUGUUUGUCACACUCUCCAUCGUCAUCACCGUCUUUGUACUUAACGUCCACUACAGAACUCCCAGGACGCACACCAUGCCGGAGUGGGUGAAGGUGGUUUUCCUCAAAUUUCUCCCCCGUGUCAUGUUCAUGUCGCGGCCGCCCAGCAACGAAGACGAGGGCAGGCCCGAGAAAGUGAAGCCUUCUUCCCAUGCAGAGCUGGCGCCUUUGAACUUCAUCCAGAUACCCGACAGCAGGUAUUGUCAAGACUGCUUCUCAUGCCAAGGGUCUACACACGCGUGUUGCCUGCAUGAGCGCAGAACACACUCGAAGGCCACCGGCAACCUGACGCAGAGCUCCAGUUAUGAGUCCAUGGAUGCGUUGUUUCCAUCUUCGUUUAUAUCGCCAGAAAUGAGAGAUGUGAUGGACAGCAUCCAAUACAUCGCCGAAAACAUGAAACAGCAGAAUAAAGCCAAGGAGACUCAAGAUGACUGGAAAUACGUUGCCAUGGUAAUUGAUCGUAUUUUCCUGUGGGUAUUUAUUCUCGUGUGCAUUUUGGGGACAGCAGGAUUGUUCCUGCAACCGCUGCUGAUCAGAGAUGAAGUUUAAGCAAGGUGACACAGCAAAAAAAGGACUUUUUUUCCCCUUCUUCUUGGGUGUCUAAACAUAUUACAUUGAUGUUGAACUACUUAUUUCUGCUACUUUGAGUACCAAAAUAAAGAUACCGAAAAACAUAUAGAAAAUAACUGAUAUUGUAUUAUUCUGAGGUGUUGUAUAAGACCAAAGAAUUUUUAUGUCUAGGUUUUUCCUUUUUUUGAGAGAGAGCGAGCGAGAGAGAAUUUUUAUGGUUGUCAGAUUAAGCCUUAAAAUAGUACUAAUUUAUUCUGCAGAAGUUCGGAUAAGGAGAGUCAAGGCCAUCUCAUUAAUACAGAAAUGCAGAUCCCUGCAAUUUUAAUAAGCCAUAUAUUAAAAUCAAAUAACAAUUAUGUUACAAGGACUGGGGGAAUGACAGCAGCAGUGCCAAUAUAUAAUAAGGGAGGAAACCGAGCAGGUCGAGCUAACUACAGACCUAUCAGUUUGAGUGCCGAAGCUGGAAAUAUUUAGCAUGACUGGAAUCUUGAGGUAUAACUGGACUAGUACAAGCUGAACUCCAAGGAUGCUCACCACAGAUAUACAAAAGCAUCUGCACCAAUUAAAAUUUCCUCUUGAUGUGGCCUUUCGAGACUUGCAAACCAAACCACCACAGCUAUGCCAAGAGGAACAACAAAAGGAACUUAUGCAGAUUCUAAGAAGUUGUAUUCGAGGCCAUUUCUUAAAAAUUAGGGGUUAACCAACCAUAGAUUCCCUGCUCACCCAGAAAUUUAUGAUUUUUUUUUUUUUUUUUUUUGGAGAUAAAGCAGAGGAAAGGCUCUCUUUGUGUGGGAGAGAAACAGAAGAAACCAGAGGAAAUGUGUAUACAUCCAUAGGGUCCUUGGUACUUUCUGAGCUUUGUUGUUUUCUUGCAGGCGUUUCAUUACCAAACUAGGUAACAUCAUCCAUGCUAAAAGAGAGUGCAGUUUGCUCUCAUUUUAGUUGGGUAGUUAACCCAGAAAAAAAGUAAACAACAGCCUAACCAAGGAACCACCAAGACUGUUCCCACCAACACUGACAGGGCAAGCCACUAGUAUAUAAAAUAUAUUGGAUUAUUAUAUUUUAGCCCUGACCCCACAUUUCAACCCUGAACUACAAAUAUUCUCUUUUAUCGAUACGUACAUCCAUUUUACAUUACCGAGUCAAACUGAGAGACUUGGCCAAGGGCUUCAAAGAAAUAUUUGAGAAGUAAAUUAGAAGGAAAAGGGAAUAUUUAUAAGGAUUUGGAGAAUUGUUUAUUAAACAUGGGAUAUUGCAGCAGACAAAUGAAAGUAAGAUGAUAGUAAGCUUUGGUUUUCAGCUUCUGGUCUUGAGGAAGCUAAAUCAAAUGAAAAGACCAGGAAUGAUUUUUCCACUAAAGGCAACAAAUCUCAGCUACUUAUAUUAAAAAGACUGAGAGGAAGACACUAAACCCCCAA
Molecule: messenger RNA, 3332 nt
Organism: Pantherophis guttatus
Lineage: Eukaryota; Metazoa; Chordata; Lepidosauria; Squamata; Colubridae
Gene: CHRNA3
Product: cholinergic receptor nicotinic alpha 3 subunit
Biological process (GO): monoatomic ion transmembrane transport
Cellular component (GO): postsynaptic membrane
Molecular function (GO): acetylcholine-gated monoatomic cation-selective channel activity; transmembrane signaling receptor activity
Source: RefSeq, a predicted model, not a curated record